Molecule: messenger RNA, 849 nt
Organism: Eimeria mitis
Lineage: Eukaryota; Apicomplexa; Conoidasida; Eucoccidiorida; Eimeriidae
Exons: 2
Coding region: 1-849 (282 amino acids)
Source: RefSeq, a predicted model, not a curated record
AUGCGCUCGCGGCCGCAGCCGCAGCAGCAGCAGCGGCAGUCGCAGCAGCAGCAGCAGCAGCGGCAGCAGCAGCCGCAGCAGCAGCAGCAACAGCAACAGCAGCAGCAGCAGCUCCUGGAUUUGCCUUCUGAGCCGCAGCAGCAGGAGGCAGCAGCAGCAAGCUGCUGCAACGUCUCCCUUCCCUAUACAGAACACCGGCCGCAGCAAACAGCUGCGGCGACAGCUGCAGCAGCAGCAGCAGCAGCAGCAGCUGCUGCUGCUCGUCUCCCUUCCCUAUACAGAACACCGGCCGCAGCAAACAGCUGCGGCGACAGCUGCAGCAGCAGCAGGAGCAUUCAGUUGCUGACUAGCAGGCUGUGCCCACCUGCAGCAGCAGUAGCAACAGCAGCAGCAGCAGCAGCAGCAACAGCAGCAAAAUGUCUCGGAGCGACGGCAGCUCACUCUCACACACGAGCUCUGUUAUUCUUGCUGCACUGCAGCGCAGCAGCAGCAGCAGCAGCAGCAGCAGCAACAACAGCAGCAGCAGCAGCAGCAGCGGGGGGCAUCUGCUGCCUGAUGAGUUCAACAGACAGCAGCAGCAGCAGCAGAAUAAGUAUACCAGGGACAGCAGCAGCCCCUGGCCGUGUCUUGCUGCUGGCGAGCCCGCAGCAGCAGCAGCAGCAGCAGCAGCAGCUGCAGCAGCAGGAGCUGCUGCUGCUGCAGCAGAAGCAGAAGGAAGAGAAGAAGAUGAUGCAGCAGCAAGAGCAGCAGCAGCCAGGUAUGGGGGGAAUCGCCAUCGCUUUGGCGACAGCAGCAGCAGCAGCAGCAGCAGCAACAGCAGCAGCAGCAGCAGCAGCAGAGACAUGUUGA